AUGACUACUGACUGCUGGCUGCCGAGCGCAGAGGUGGUGGCCGUGGCGGUUCCAAGCUCUGCGCUGCCGUCCCCCGCGCGUCGCUCCGGCUGCCUCUGCCUCUGCUUCCUGGGCGGGCUGGGGCCAUUACCGGGCGUGCUGGGGCCAUUACCGGGCGUGCUGGGGCCGUUACCGGGCGGGCUGGGGCCAUUACUGGGCGGGCUGGGGCCAUUACCGGGCGUGCUGGAGCCGUUACCCAGGGGGCUGGGGCCGUUGCUGGGCAGGACGCAGGAGGCGGUUGCUGACAGCAGGAUGGAGCUGCACCAAGUGCUGCUGCUCCUGCUGCUGUCUGGGUCCCAGCUGGGCCUCCCCAGCCUGCGGGGGGGCUGGGCUCAGCACCCCUCGGGUGUCUCUUCCCCUCCAGACUCUCCGGUGCCGGCCGAGCUCACGGUCCCGGUGCAGCUGUCCCCCAACACGACAGGAGCACCUCAGCAGGCAGGUCCCUUCUGGCGGCUGUGGGCCACGGUGUCCUAUGCCCUCACCAUCGAGGGGAGGUCCUUCACCAUUCACCUCCAGCAGCAGGUCUUUCUGUCUGACGACUUCAGGGUGUAUGUCUCGGAGGAGGAGCAGCCUCUGCCCCCUGAUCUGGUGCCCAUCAAGGGACACUGCCACUACCGGGGCUACGUUGAAGGCUUCCCCAGCUCGGCGGUGACCCUCAGCACCUGCGCAGGGCUCAGGGGCCUGCUGCAGUUUGAGAACGUCAGCUACGGGAUUGAGCCCCUGGGCUACUCUCCUGGCUUCGAGCACUUGGUGUACCCUGUGAGUGGCAAGGGCACAGCAGAGUCCCUCCUGGCCAGCAGCCACCUCCAGGGAGAGAUGGGCAGCUUGAAGGUGGAGGAGAUGGCAUCCCAAGCACGUGGAGAUAAAGAGUACACCUACAUGGGUGAGAAGACAAACACUGCUGUACAGAAGGUCAUCCAGGCCUUCAAUCUAGUCAACAGUAUGUUCCGUCCUCUUAACCUCACCAUUCUGCUGACCUCCAUGGAGGUGUGGACACAGGAGAACAAAAUCUCCACAGCCCCGGAGGCUACUAAGCUUCACCCACAGUUUUUGCAGUGGAAACUGCAGCAAAGCACUCAGCCUGAGCAGGACCUGCCUAUGCUGCUGCUGUACAAGGCCGAUGCACACAUAAUGGGUGCAACAUUGCAGGGCUCAGCCUGUCAGAGAGAGAAUGCUGGAAUAGUGGCUGUGUAUGAAGAGUUCAUGACAGUGGAGUUCUUCUCUGUCCUUCUGACCCAGCUGCUGGGACACAGCGUGGGCAUGGACUACCAUGGUGAACACCAAUGCCGCUGCCAGAGGAGCAUCUGCAUCAUGAGCCACAUGGCACUAUUCAUAGGGGGAGCAAAAACCUUCAGCAACUGCAGCAUCCAUGACUUUGAGGUCUUCCUGAAGCAGAAUGGAAGCAGCUGCCUGUUCAGCACGGGCAGCUUGGCAAGACCUUCCUCGAGCAUCGCCAAAUGUGGCAAUGGCGUAGUGGAGGCUGGGGAGCAGUGCGACUGCGGCGCUGGGGAGGCGUGCUCCAAGGAUCAAUGCUGUGCUAAAAACUGUCGCUUCAAGCCAGGAGUGAAAUGUUCCUCUGGGCUGUGCUGCAGUGGCUGCCAGUUCAAGCAGCAGAACUCUCCCUGCCGCCCGGCUGUGGACCCCGAGUGUGACCUGCCCGAGGUCUGCGCCGGCUCCUCUGCCUCCUGCCCCCCUGACCUCUACGUGCAGGAUGGGCACAGCUGUGGGGGUGGCACUGGCUACUGCUACAAGGGACGCUGCCAGUCUCCAGAGCUGCAGUGCCAGCUGCUCUACGGGAGAGGUUCCAAAAACGCCCCCACGGCUUGCUACGAGGAGCUCAACAGCCAGAAGGACAGGUUUGGGCACUGCGGCUUCCAGCCCAGAGGAGGCUACAGGUCCUGUGCUUGGAAGGAUCUCAGGUGUGGGAAGCUGAUCUGCACUUACCCCUCCAGCACUCCCUUCCCCUCCCAGACCGCGGCCGUGGCGUACGUCCGUGUGCGGCAGCACCUGUGCGUGUCGCUGCAUCACCUGGACGCAUCGGCAGACAGGGACCCUCUGCUGGUGCCGCCAGGAACCAAGUGUGGCUCUGGGAAGCUGUGUAUCAACAACACCUGCCAGCCUCUGUCGGUCCUGGCACUGGAGUGUGACAGCGCAGUGAAGUGCCACGGGCACGGCGUGUGCGACAACAAGGGGCAGUGCCACUGCCAGCCUGGCUGGCAGCCCCCGGACUGCUCUCGGAGGGACUCUCCCUUGCGGGAAGGCAGCGCCCAGGAGGCAGUCGGUGGCUUCUCCCUGCUGCAAACGCUGAAGGACGAGAAGGUGAUCCUAGCCCUGCUGGGCAGCUGCCUCCUCCUCGCCGGGGCCAUCGCCUUCGGCAUCUGGCGGUGCAGGCAGAAGCUGCCACGCACGGAGGGCUCUGCUGCCGCCAAGGACACGAACCGCGCAGAGAUGGACCCGGACCGGAGCCUGGACCCGGACCGGAGCCUGACCCCGGAGCCGGCCCCGUGGCACGAGUGCUAA
This is a messenger RNA of Pogoniulus pusillus (Red-fronted tinkerbird), 2559 nucleotides long. RefSeq names its product disintegrin and metalloproteinase domain-containing protein 2-like. The record is from RefSeq and is a predicted model, not a curated record. Gene Ontology annotation, cellular component: plasma membrane. NCBI's taxonomy places the organism in Eukaryota, Metazoa, Chordata, Aves, Piciformes, Lybiidae. Gene Ontology annotation, molecular function: metalloendopeptidase activity. Gene Ontology annotation, biological process: male gonad development; proteolysis; binding of sperm to zona pellucida. The transcript has 20 exons. The coding region runs from base 1 to 2559 and encodes 852 amino acids.